UCUCUCUCUCUCUCUCUCUCUCUCUCUCUCUCUCUCUCUCUCUCUCUCUCUCUAUCCCUCCUCCGCUGCUCAAGAAGGGAAACACCAGUGGGAGAUUCUUCGACAAUGGAUUUACUGCAAUCACGAUCCUAUUGUGAAUGAUCAUCUUUUCUUGUUCUUCUUUCUUUCUUUGCGGAUGCUCAUUAGCGUCGUGAGUCGAGAUGAUGGCAUCAAUAGGGGAAUUCGAUCCGCUCAACACCAGAGUCCCUGCAACUAAAAUAGAAGUUACCGUUUCGUGCCGGAGUCUGCUGGAUGUGGAUACAUUCUCCAAGUCCGAUCCUGUGGUUGUGUUGUAUUUGCAGGCUGUGGGAACCAAAGAAUGGAGGGAGUUUGGCAGGACAGAGGUAAUCGAUAAUACUCGGAAUCCAGAUUUCGUCAGAAAGUUCGUCCUGGAUUUCUUCUUUGAAGAGAAACAAAAUCUAAGGUUUGAUGUGUACAAUGUGGACUCCAGAAGCUGUAACAUUUCCAAAUACAAGGACUUUCUGGGUCAGACCUUUUGUACUCUGGGAGAAAUCAUCGGCUCCACAGGAGGGCGGCUGGAGAGGACCCUCUCUGGGAUUCCAGGGAAGAAGUUAGGAGUCAUUAUCUUUAAUGCAGAGGAGCUCAGUAACUGCAGGGAUAUUGCUACCAUGCAGUUGUGUGCCAACAAGCUGGACAAGAAAGACUUUUUUGGCAAGUCAGACCCCUUCUUGGUUUUCUACCGGAGUAAUGAGGAUGGAACGUUCACCAUCUGCCACAAGACAGAAGUGAUCAAGAACACACUGAACCCAGUGUGGCAGCCCUUCACCAUCCCUGUUAGAGCUCUCUGCAAUGGCGACUACGACAGGACUGUGAAGGUAGAUGUCUAUGACUGGGAUCGAGAUGGAAGCCAUGACUUCAUUGGCGAGUUCACCACCAGCUACAGAGAGCUGUCUCGGGGCCAGAACCAGUUCAAUGUCUAUGAGGUUUUAAAUCCCAAGAAGAAAGGCAAAAAGAAGAAAUACAUCAAUUCUGGAACUGUAACUCUGCUGUCCUUCAAAGUGGAGUCCGAGUAUACCUUUGUGGAUUUCAUCCGAGGAGGAACCCAACUGAACUUCACAGUGGCUAUAGACUUUACAGCAUCCAAUGGUAACCCUUCCCAGCCCACCUCCCUCCACUAUAUGAGUCCCUACCAGAUGAAUGCAUAUGCCAUGGCCUUGAAGGCAGUUGGUGAGAUUAUCCAGGACUACGACAGUGACAAACUCUUUCCUGCUUAUGGUUUCGGAGCUAAGCUGCCCCCUGAUGGCAAAAUCUCCCACGGCUUCCCACUGAAUAGUGAUGCUGAGAAUCCAAACUGUGUGGGCAUAGAGGGGGUUCUGGAGGCAUAUUUCCAGAGCCUGAGGACGGUGCAGCUGUAUGGACCCACCAACUUUGCACCUGUUAUCAACAAAGUGGCAAACUGUGCAGCAGAGAUUACAGAUGGCUCUCAGUACUUUGUCCUACUGAUGAUCACAGAUGGAGUGAUAUCUGACAUGGUGCAGACCAAAGAGGCUGUGGUCAAUGCAUCAGGACUGCCCCUGUCCAUAAUUAUCGUAGGUGUUGGACCUGCUGAGUUUGACGCUAUGGAGGAGCUGGAUGGAGACGAGGUGAGAGUGUCCUCCAGAGGACGUCUUGCUGAGAGAGACAUUGUACAGUUUGUUCCAUUCAGAGACUACAUCGACAGAUCUGGCAACCAGGUCCUCAGCAUGGCUCGGCUGGCUAAGGAUGUCCUCGCGGAGAUCCCCGACCAGCUGCUGUCUUUUAUGAAGAGCCGAGGAGUUGAACCGCGACCGGCCCUCUCCACCUCGCCACUACCUGAGCUACACCGGCAUAUCUGACACAGCCACGGCCACUCGUGUCUGCCUCUCCACCCUGACUCUCUCUCUCUCCCCCUUCUGCUUAUCUACGCUCACUGCCCAUACAGUUAUUUGUCACUUUAAAAAAGGAGCAGAAGGAUCAACCCGUGACUUGUCCUCUUCCUCUCUUAUCACCGGUGAAGCCAAACAGGCACAUCACACUGACACAGCGGGCGCUCAUCCCUGACUGACCCACUGCUGUUUUUCACCUUCUCUUCUCUAACUCCCCCCUGUUAUAUAGCUUUACUUUCCAUUUACUGUAUGAAAGAGCAGUGAGACUGAGCCAUGACUGUCCUGUCCCCCUCCUCCCCACUGACUAUCAUUCAAAGCUUGACUUUUUGAAUUUGUCUGUUAAUUCCCCAUCACCAGACACAUGUUUUUGCACAAUUUUUUUUUUUUUUUACAUUUGUGUCCUUGUCCUCAGGAAAUGUUGACACUAUAGUCACAUUUGGCAGGAGUCCCAGGAAGUGCAAGACUUUAAAUGAAAUUGAAGCCAGUCCCAAAUGAAAGCAGAGCUCUUGAUGAGCGAUACACACCGGCUUGUAUCAGAUGGUUUGGGGGCUAUUUUAAGCUUUUCACUGUAAUCCAUUGGAGUAAUUGGUCACCGUGAGGACAGGUGUUUGUGAUUUAUGCUUUACCAUCGUCAUUAUCAACACGCUAAGCCAAAUCUUUUUAAAACUUAAAUAGAGGCUGCCCAAACAAUUAUUUUAAUCCAGAGGGUUUUCAAGCUGUGAGGCGUGCGGGUGAGUUAAAAGUGGGGCGGGGGGGGACAUGAGGCAAAAUGACAGGUGCAUGUCGGUGUUCUAAAAGCAACAUUCAUAGUUAUUGUAGUUUGCCCAGUUGAUUUGGUCCGCUUAUCGUCACAGUCAGCAGUUAGAGCGGCCGCAGUGGCUGUGACAUACAACUCAUGGAGGCGAUUAAGGGACUUUAAAUGCCCGAUAUUUGCAAAUUUGCGUCAAACAUCAUACUCCUUUCCUGGAGUCAUGACUCAGUCAAAUCUAAACACACAUACAUUAUACACACAUUUCUAGAUUUAGUGUGUCUUAAGCGUGAUUUAUGGUUCUGCGGAGGUUCCACGCAAAGCUUUCGCCGUAGCCUAUGUAAGUGGCCUGAUGUUUAUACUUGUGCGUGUGUGUGCGUCGAUCUCUUUAAGAGAAUGGCAGGGCCGGCAUGUGUGUGUGCAUGGGGAUUGUGUGGUAGAGCAAGUGAGUGUGACGGCGAUUAGCUUCAGUGCGAGUGCCAACUCUAGAGGCAUAGUGAGAGAUACAAAGUGUCUCCCCUGUGCUUUCUGACCACGGUGGGAAAUCAUUAUCUUUGUGUCCAUUGUGAAUAACCGUCUAUGAAUACGCUUAGAAAUCAUAGAACAGAACUUGCAUGAGAAUCAUCUGGUUUUAAAGUUUUCCUCAGUAUCAAAGUACUCCUGUGAUAGUCUGUACAUGCAUGAGUAUAUUGCAAACAUGAACUGCUAAUAGCUGAUUCUGCAUAUUUUUAAUGUCACAAAUUUGUCAAAAUGUGAACAAAUAUAAGCAGAAGGAACUGGGCUCAAGUUGUAGCCCACAGCCAACUGACUCCAUGACAACAUUAUACUCCUUGUUUACACCCCCCAAAUUAUAGAUACUGUAGCCUAGUUAAAAAAAAUGAGAGCCUGGUUAUCGCUGGUUCUUAUGUCAAUAAUUAUCAAUAAUAGGAGAGAUGAAAUCCAUUAAUAUUAUGGGGGUGGGGGAUGCAGUUGUCUCCAUUCUCUCUAUGAGCCCACAGUGUCAGACUUUGAAAACCCCUGGUUUAAUCCAACGAGAUGAAUUAGUCACAGACCUUCACACAGACACACACACACACACACACACACACACACACACACACACACACACACACACACACACACACACCUCUGUCUGCCAUGCCACCCCCCACCCCCCUCUCUUUGCUCAGCGUGGGCUGAGGCCGGGUGCAGAUUCCUCUCCUGCUGUUAGAGAAAUGCCAGUCUCUCCGGCUGCCCUGCAGAGAGGAGGAGGAGGAAGGAAGGAAGAGACAGGGAGGAGGUGGGAGUAAAGAGAAGAGAGAUGAAGGUGUAGGAUAGUGAGGGGGAGAUGGAAAGAAAAGAAAAAUGGACAAGGCCAUAAGAGUGAAGAGGAAAGAUACAAGUUUGGACAAGGACAAACGGAAGAGGAGAGGAUCCAGAGAUUAGUUUGUUUGAUGGGAGGAAAAUGGGAGACGGUGGCAGAUGAGAGGCUGAGUUGGAGAUAGAGAGAAAAAGACUAUCUCAGUCUUUACUUUGAGUUUUUACUCUGUCUGAAAAUUCUUUGUAUGCAUAUGUUUUGGGGAAAUAAAUCCAAAUGAAGGAUAAAUGCACAUUCUCCGACAAGCAAUAUACCUGACUCCCAGUGUAAUGUUUUCCCUAUGCAUGUCCCUCCCUCUCCCCUGCCAUGACUUGACAUUUUAUUCCCAGGCAGACUGGAGCUGUGUAUACAAAGUGGCCAAAGCCUGCCACCUAGUGUUCAUCAUUUAUAUGGCAGGGUGUCUUUAUUAUGCAUGACUAACUGUACAUUCCUAUACUAACUCACACAGUACAGACGCAUGACCUGAUGCAACUGUCCUUAUUGACUGUGAGCGCAGUGAAUUCAGGCAUCAUAAAGAACUACAAACUCCAACACGUGUAUGUUUUCAUGUGAAAUGUGACGGUCUCUUUUUAAAAGGCGUUUUGUUAAUGUCAGUGUGAUGAUGGUGGCUUAUAGGGGUGUUCAUGCUGUUUCAUGUGUUGUGUAAGCAUAUUGAUUUUUAUAAACGUGGACAAUAAUUUGUUCAAUCGUCAAGAUUUUUUUGCAUGUUGAGAAAUGAAAGCCUUCCAGUGUUCAAGUAGAUGUCAUUGCAACUGAUUGUCGGGGAAAAAAAGAAAGAAGAGAAGUAUAUCUCGAAGUAAUAUGCAUUUUUCCUUGUGUAACGGUACAUUUUGGUUUGUAGAUUUCAGAACUAACUUACUAAGUGUCUUGCAGAAACCUGGUAUAUUCAGUAAGCAGAACUUGUGAAUUUCCCCAUCGAGAGACAUGUAUUUUUGAUAUUUUGCAGUGAUAUGGAAUGUUCCCAGGGUCAUAAAAACAUAGACGUGUUAGGUCUCUGCAAGACACCAACAGUAUCAAAAAGUAUUGUGAUGGCACUUAAAGCCUGUAGUGUGACUUUUGUACAAAAAGAGCAUUUUGUGUGUCUCUUAUCUUUGUCUUAAUGGCUGUAUGAAUAAGUGUAUAUUCAGCCUAUUGAUCAUAGUGUUUAAUAAAUGAUCAUUUUCACUGUAUAUACAGUACAGUACAUGAUGAAAUAUGUUUCCCACUCAUUUGCUUAUACAGUAGAGCUACAGAAGCCUUUUUUGAAUUUGUGUCUCUAAUAAUAAAUCUAUAUCGUAUGUUGACGUUUUUAUGAAUGUCUAAUAAGAAUGUAGUUUGAACUAGAAACCCUUAACUGUUUUGUCAAAUAUGUUGUGUUUUGAUAUGAGGUUUGACUACGUUUGUGUUCACUCAUAUAUCCUGUUGAUGAAGUUGAUGAACUGCAUUACAGUAACACCAGGCAUAAAGCGACACAGUCUGAUUAUUGUAUGUUGUUUGUUCCGCAGAAAGAUAAUUUCAAGUUGAUUCAUGACA
Sander lucioperca (pikeperch) is the source of this 5521-nucleotide messenger RNA. RefSeq names its product copine-9-like. The record is from RefSeq and is a predicted model, not a curated record. Gene Ontology annotation, cellular component: plasma membrane. NCBI's taxonomy places the organism in Eukaryota, Metazoa, Chordata, Actinopteri, Perciformes, Percidae. Bases 201 to 1874 code for a protein of 557 amino acids. The transcript has 20 exons. Gene Ontology annotation, molecular function: calcium-dependent phospholipid binding. Gene Ontology annotation, biological process: cellular response to calcium ion.